This is a messenger RNA of Metopolophium dirhodum (rose-grain aphid), 1425 nucleotides long. RefSeq lists its product as uncharacterized. Bases 1 to 1425 code for a protein of 474 amino acids. Lineage: Eukaryota; Metazoa; Arthropoda; Insecta; Hemiptera; Aphididae. The transcript is spliced from 3 exons. The record is from RefSeq and is a predicted model, not a curated record.
AUGUCAGAGUCUCUUAGUUCAUUAGCCGAUAAUUAUUUAUCUGAUGAUAAAACUAGAUUUAGGGAAACCUUAAAAAUAUUUUCUCUGUCGACUUUAAAUUUAGUUACACGUAAAGGUGUGUUUCCUUAUGAAUAUAUUGAUCAUCCUAGUAAAUUAAAUGAAACAUGUUUGCCACCAAAAAAAUCCUUUUAUAAUUCGUUAAGAGACGAAGAAAUAAGUGACGAAGAUUAUACCCAUGCUCAUAAGAUUUGGAAAAGAUUUAAUUUAAAAACAUUAGGAGAAUAUAGUGAUUUAUAUUUAGCCACUGAUGUAUGUUUACUUGAUGACGUUUUUGAAAAUUUUAGAGAUCUUUGUUUACAAACACUUAAAUUAGAUGCUUCACAUUACAUGACCGCCCCAGGAUUUGCAUUUGAUUGCAUGUUGAAACAUACUAAUGUCCGACUAGAACGACUUAAACAAUACGAUUUCCAAUUAUUUCUGGAGAAUGGAUUACGCGGUGGCAUUUGUCAUUCGGUUAAAAGACAUGUAAAAGCAAACAUUCCUAAUAUCGAAAAUAUUAAUUAUGAUUCGAAUAAGCCUGUAACGUGGUUAGCUUACCUGGACUGUGUAAAUCUAUAUGGAAAGUCUAUGCUAUCCGCUUUACCUUAUAAAAAUUUUGAAUGGUUUGACGAUUUAUCUAUAGAUAUAACACAAAUUGAAGAUGAUGCUGAAUAUGGUUAUAUUUUAGAAGUAGAUGUUAUUUACCCUAAACAAUUACAUAAAAAUCAUAACGAUUUUCCAUUUUUACCAGAAAAUAAAUGUCCACCAAAUUCUAAAAAAUUUAAAACAAGCCAUUGCCAAUGGAUUAAAAGUAAAAAAGUUCAUAGGAUUCUUCGUUUUUCGCAAUCAAAAUGGAUGGCACCAUAUAUUGAGUUAUGUACAAAUAUGAGGGUAAAGUCACAAAAUGAGUUUGAACGUCAAUUUUGGAAGUUAUUGGUUAACAGUGUGUUUGGAAAAUGUAUGGAAAAUGUUAGAAAACGGAUGUUAAUGACACUAGUUUCUAACGAGAAAAAAGCUCAUCGUUUAAUGUGUAAAGUAACAUUUAAAGAUAGAACAAUUUACUCAAAAAAAUUAAUGGCAAUUCAUACGAAUAAAGAAAAAAUUAAGUUUGAUAAACCUAUUUAUGUUGGAUUUGCAAUAUUAGAUAUUUCAAAAACGAUAAUAAUGCACAAACCUAUACUUUAUGUAAAACCAAAUAUUCGAUCCGAACCUAAAAUACCAAAUCUGAUGGAAAUCGAUAUUGAAAAUCUUAGGGAACUGUAUUUUGAUUUAGAUAGAGGUUGCUGUAUUUUAAAACGUGAUAACUGUAACGUAAAGUUGUAUAAGGAUUGGAAAAUUGCUAGAGGCUUAGUGGUUAAACGUCUAUCAGAUUUAAUACAAUUAUGA